CUGACGUACAUAGUUCGUGGUAAGAGAAGGCGUGCACUGUGCACAUACACUGCAGCCGUUUGCCGAUGUGUCAAUUUGACUCUGUCAAAUGAUAUUGAAGUUGUUAUUAUCAUUAUAUGUUUGUCAGAAUAUUAUUAUAUCUUCAAACAUGGUAAAAAGAAAUGUGAGCCGAUAAGAACGCUAGGCGCUUUUUUCUACGUAUCGCACCGAGCCGCUACAAGCAUUUGCCAUGACAACACCCAUGUGUGAAGAUGGUGGCCCCUUAAGAGAGUGGGCACCCCUUGCUUUACUCCUUCAACAAAUACCUGCCAAGAUUCAAAAUGGGUUAUUUAUGCAUAAUAUUAAUUUCACAUGUAUUGAUGCGCUACCUGAAUUUAUUGCCAUCGGUACAAACCAUGGAAUGGUUUAUUGGUUUAACCGGGAGAAGCAAGAUCUUCAAAGACUUCAAUGCGAGAAUGUAAACUCAAAAAUCACUUGUAUACAAGUAAUAUCAACUGUGGACUACAUGGUUGCUGCUGGUAACGAACACGGUGUUGUAACAGUAUUUCAAAUACCCAAAAAUCCUCCAGACUCAUUACCAGAUAGCUUGAAACCAAAGCAAAAGAAACAAGUGGAAAGAUAUAGUAUUAGUGGUUUGCACAACAGUGCAGUAACAACAGUUGAAUGGUCCAAGAAUGGUAUGAAGUUGUUCAGUGGAGAUCAGGAUGGUUUAGUAGUAUUAACUGAAAUUGACUUUUAUAUGCAUUUGUCAAAGUCAUCCGAAUUGCUUAAUGAAAAAUAUGCAGUGGUACAACUGAGCUAUCAACAAGGUUUAUUGUUGGUUUCAACAACACUCCGUACAAUACUAGUAAACAGAAAUGAGAAUGGAAAAGUAACACAAGUUGGCCAAAAAGAGCGUAAAACAUUAGGAAAAUUAGGAGCUGUGUUUGGAUGUCGACAAAAUUAUGUACAGGAUAUAGUAAUCUAUGCAAGCAGGCCUGGGCUACGUUUAUGGCAAGCUGAUAAAACUGGAACUGUGUUGAAAACACUUAUCUUCAAGGACGCUAUUCGAUCCGGUCAUACGGAAGUAGAACUUUUGAAUCCUGCACCAGAGAGUUCUAAAAAGAAUCGUGGAGAACCUACAUUCGGUGUUAUUUUACCUUUUUGUGAUGAUUUGUUAAUCACAUAUAGCGACGACAUUAUAUACGUAGUAAAUCCACAAACAAUUGCUAUAACGUCCAUUGUAACCGAUUUACGACGAGUCACCGAUGUUGCUUGUACUAAAGAUGAAAUAUUCGUCCUGGAGGGAGAAAGGAGUAUUAUACGCAUAGCAUAUUAUCCUGAAACUAAUAUGUUUUCAACGGAAGCAACUAAUUCUUUGGAUCCGCUGUCGUCAUUUGCAGAAAUUAGUAAACCAGUAACUAAUGGUAUUCUAGAAUUAACUUCUAAAUUAAAAGAAAGCGCUAUAGUACCAACUAUUCCCUUUCACAAAAUGAAUCCAGCCAAUAUUAUUCAGUCUGUCGGUAUUGCGCCAGUGAUUACGGCUGAGACUGAUACAACUUCAAUAGCGGAAGAGGCUGUAGAAAUGCCAACAAAUAUAAAUGCCUCUGAUGUAGCAGAUAGCAGCGGUUCAUCAGAGCAGAACGAUGCAUCUAGACGGAACAAUUUUGACCAGCCUGAUAAACUCAAUGAUAGGAGACAGAUAUUUCAAAAGAUUAGUCAACAAGAGUUUGAAGAUGUUGUUUUUACUCCAGAAAGGAAGGCUAAAAAGUUGCGUAAUAAAGUAAUAAAUGGAAACGAGAGUGGUUCGUCCUUCUCUGAUGUUGAUGAUAUAUCGGUCUUGAAUAAAGAUAAAAUAAACGCUAACGAGGCGUUGACAACGCAUUCCUCUUUACUAACGCUCAGUGUUGACGACGAUUUCAUACUGAAGACUGAAAGAAAUCUUGAAUCGAUUCAACGUGAUGUAGAAAAUAAAGAAAAGCUUUUGGCUGAUGUAUUGGAUUUUGAUUUGUCGAAGUAUAUGACGAGUAGUCAAAUUGCUACUACUAACUUGAAUGUUUCUGAAUGUAGUCUUGAUACAAGUACCUAUAUUGAUUGCAAGAUACAUUCCAAUAAUUCUUCGGCUGAAGAACGAAACGAUGAGCAAGAAGUGUACAAUGAACAAAGUGAUCAUACAGAAACUGAAUCCGGUGAUGAGGAUGUCAGUUAUCAAACAGAAUUAAAAAAAUUGGAGGACUUAGGCGAAUGUAGAAAAAAGCUGAUACAAGAAAAAUUAAGCGAUCCGUUAUCAAACAAUGUUUACGUUGACGCGAAAAAAGCACCGCAUGCUGCCGACGUCGAUAGACAUAAACUAGAAGUUCAAUUCCAUAUUUUAUCAAAUGAAACCAUUAUAUCAACAGUUCUAGAGGAGGAAGAUUGGGUACUUGUGAAAAAUGUCACAUCGUAAGUUACGAUGUAGGAUCUAAUAAAAGAAAAAACUAUUCCAUGCACGAA
Molecule: messenger RNA, 2472 nt
Organism: Megalopta genalis
Lineage: Eukaryota; Metazoa; Arthropoda; Insecta; Hymenoptera; Halictidae
Molecular function (GO): protein binding
Source: RefSeq, a predicted model, not a curated record